AUUCUACUUAUUUUUUUCAGGAAUAAUAAUGUAUUUGCGGCCUUGGACGUGAAGCGAUCAGUCUUCUAUUGCUAUUAACAUAGCGUCAGGGACUGAUGUCGUGGGAAGCAUGGACCUAAUGAACGGGCAGGCAAGCAAUGUUAAUAUUGCUGCUACUGCUUCUGAGAAAAGUAGCAGUUCUGAAUCAUUAAGUGACAAAGGUUCUGAACUGAAGAAGAGCUUUGAUGCUGUGGUAUUUGAUGUUCUUAAGGUUACACCAGAAGAAUAUGCGGGUCAGAUAACGCUAAUGGAUGUUCCAGUAUUUAAAGCCAUUCAACCAGAUGAGCUUUCAAGUUGUGGAUGGAAUAAAAAAGAAAAAUAUAGCUCUGCACCAAAUGCAGUUGCCUUCACAAGAAGAUUUAAUCAUGUGAGCUUUUGGGUUGUUAGAGAGAUUCUUCAUGCUCAAACAUUAAAAAUUAGAGCAGAAGUUUUGAGCCACUAUAUUAAAACUGCUAAGAAACUGUACGAGCUGAAUAACCUUCAUGCACUUAUGGCGGUAGUUUCUGGCUUACAGAGUGCCCCGAUUUUCAGGUUGACUAAAACGUGGGCGUUAUUAAGUCGAAAAGACAAAACUACCUUUGAAAAAUUAGAAUAUGUAAUGAGUAAAGAAGAUAACUACAAAAGACUCAGAGACUAUAUAAGUAGCUUAAAGAUGACACCGUGCAUUCCCUAUUUAGGUAUCUAUUUGUCAGAUUUAACAUACAUUGAUUCAGCAUACCCAUCAACUGGCAGCAUUCUAGAAAAUGAGCAAAGAUCAAAUUUGAUGAAUAACAUCCUUCGAAUAAUUUCUGAUUUACAGCAGUCAUGUGAAUAUGAUAUUCCCAUGUUGCCUCAUGUCCAAAAAUAUCUGAACUCUGUUCAAUAUAUAGAAGAACUACAAAAGUUUGUGGAAGAUGAUAAUUACAAGCUUUCAUUAAAGAUAGAACCAGGGACAAGCACACCACGUUCUGCUGCUUCCAGGGAAGAUUUAGUAGGUCCUGAAGUAGGAGCAUCUCCACAAAGUGGAAGAAAAAGUUUGGCAGCUGAAGGAGCUUUGCUGCCACAGACACCACCAUCCCCUCGGAACCUGAUUCCACACGGACACAGGAAGUGCCAUAGCUUGGGUUAUAAUUUCAUUCAUAAAAUGAACACAGCAGAGUUUAAGAGUGCAACGUUCCCAAAUGCAGGGCCAAGACAUCUGUUAGAUGAUAGCGUCAUGGAACCCCAUGCACCAUCUCGAGGCCAAGCUGAAAGUUCUACUCUUUCUAGUGGAAUAUCAAUAGGUAGCAGCGAUGGUUCUGAACUAAGUGAAGAGACCUCAUGGCCUGCUUUUGAAAGUUCUGCAGAAUCAGAAGAUUUGGCAGUACAUUUAUAUCCAGGAGCUGUUACUAUUCAAGGUGUUCUCAGGAGAAAAACUUUGUUAAAAGAAGGCAAAAAGCCUACAGUAGCAUCUUGGACAAAAUAUUGGGCGGCUUUGUGUGGGACACAGCUUUUUUACUAUGCUGCCAAAUCUCUAAAGGCCACAGAAAGAAAACAUUUCAAAUCAACAUCAAAUAAGAACGUAUCUGUGGUAGGAUGGAUGGUGAUGAUGGCUGAUGACCCAGAACAUCCAGAUCUCUUCUUGCUGACUGACUCUGAGAAAGGAAAUUCCUACAAGUUUCAAGCUGGCAGUAGGAUGAAUGCAAUGCUGUGGUUUAAGCACUUAAGUGCAGCCUGCCAAAGUAAUAGACAGCAGGUUCCUACAAACUUGAUGACUUUUGAGUAAAAGCCAAGGAAGAAGAGAGGUGAACCAUUGCUCCUAUGUGAGAGCGAGGACUGAUGCAAGAGCGCCAGCUGUAAACCAUCCCUGUGCCAGGAAGAGCCCAGAGGUUCUGUCUCAGCCUUUGGAGUUCUGAACCAAAAAAGCACUAAUUUCAGGGAAUGAAGUGCGACAUUCCCAGAGAACAAAUUGGAGUUGCAAAACAAACUGCCAUGGACCAUGCUUCUUAUCUCUGAACUGACCUGUGGAAACCACUGCC
This is a messenger RNA of Ceratotherium simum simum (southern white rhinoceros), 2036 nucleotides long. The record is from RefSeq and is a predicted model, not a curated record. Lineage: Eukaryota; Metazoa; Chordata; Mammalia; Perissodactyla; Rhinocerotidae.